GGGCGAACGUAGAGAAAAAACAAUCGUGAGUAGGGAUAGAAUGGGCAAAAUGAAAGUCCGAUUGUUGCCCCGAGUGAUACACUUUUAACUCAUGAUAAAUGUCAAAAGUGUCAUAAUUAAAAUAAGUAAUAAAACGUUUAUAAACGAGCUUUCUGGUGUGCGAAGUCCUUGGAACGGACGGAAUAACGGACGUUUGGAAUUUACGUCGCAAGUAGACAUAACCUGUAAACUGAUGUAAACUAACCCCCUUAAAACUUGGACACCUAUUGAAAUUUGUGCACAGGAAUUUUCUGUACAGCGAGACACGUCGCUUCGCUGCUUCUGGGAAACAUUUUUGUCGUUGGUAAAAAGUUCACUCAUAUACAGAAACCAUGUCUAAACGCAAGUUUGAUGAAAUGGAAGAUAUAUCUAAUAAGCAACCGCUUAAGAACUCGCUGGACUCUGAUGAAGAUGAUGACGAAGUAAAUGAGGAUACCUAUAACAUUAUGAAUGAAGAUGAACUUGAAGGUACAGAAGAUGGACCCUCGGCACCAGAAACAAACGUAGGUUUUACGGCAUUUAAUAUGAAAGAGGAACUGGAAGAAGGUCACUUUGAUAAAGAUGGUCAUUACCUUUGGAAAAAAGAGAAACAGAUAAGGGACAAUUGGUUGGACAAUAUUGACUGGGUCCAGAUCAAACCUGGUUCUACUAAUGUGAAAAAGAGUACCAAGUCGAGCGAAAGUCCUGGUUUGGGAGAUAGCGAUAGUGACGAUGAAGGAGAUAUUAUGUUCGAUCCUAUUCCGUUGUAUAAACAAAUUUUAGAGUACCUUAAACCCGGUGAAACCGUUUCCAAAACGUUAUGCAGACUUGGUAAAGGGAAAAAGAAAUUGACCACAGCUGAAAGAUGGAAAAAGAAAAAGGAAUCUAAAACGCAGGGAGAAGAAGAAGAUCCAAAUUCUGUUAGCAUAACAAAGUUAACAGAACUGGCAAAUGAAUUAUUAACACGCACUGGUAAUAUGGACAUAUAUCAAGAAAGUUACGAACAAAUAAAAAAGAAGAUUGAACAAGCAGAUAAACAUGCACACCCUUCGAAACAAGAAGCAGAGCUAGAUAUGUAUGCUGAUGAUUUUGAUGAAAAGGAAAAGGCGAAAUUGGACGACGGCGAUAGUGGAAAAACAGCGGAAGCAAGCAAUGCGAAAGAAACUACGUCUCUGGAGGAAAACGUAACGUGGGAUCUGAAAUGGUCGCAAGAUGAAGAUGCAGAAGUACACGGGCCUCAUACUAGUCAGCAAAUGCAUGCCUGGGCAAAAGAGGGAUAUUUCAAAAAGGGUGCCUGGGUUAGAAGAACCGGACAGCAGAAUCAAUUUUAUAGUGCUGCUAGAGUAGACUUUGAACUUUAUCUGUGACACUUCUAUCCGAUACAUAUAAAAAUGUGAAAAUAAACGGAUAUAAAAAUUGUUAUAUCUGUAUAUUUGUCAAAUCACGAUACUUUUAUGAAAGUUAAAUAUAUUAUACUCAAUGUAUGUAAAGUUUUUACACGAGAAAAUAGAUUGUUGAGCAUUAUGAA
Messenger RNA from Temnothorax curvispinosus, 1546 nucleotides. RefSeq names its product CD2 antigen cytoplasmic tail-binding protein 2 homolog (gene holn1). The transcript is spliced from 7 exons. Gene Ontology annotation, cellular component: U5 snRNP. Bases 372 to 1385 code for a protein of 337 amino acids. The record is from RefSeq and is a predicted model, not a curated record. NCBI's taxonomy places the organism in Eukaryota, Metazoa, Arthropoda, Insecta, Hymenoptera, Formicidae. Gene Ontology annotation, molecular function: protein binding.